Messenger RNA from Closterium sp. Naga37s-1, 798 nucleotides. Lineage: Eukaryota; Viridiplantae; Streptophyta; Zygnematophyceae; Desmidiales; Closteriaceae. The record is from the annotation of a GenBank genome assembly.
GGGGGAGAAGCUGACAGACCCUUAUGGGAUCGAACGUUGGGUCUACCCUGUCACCUAUGCAUAUGUUGGGGACUACCCGGAGCAGUGCAAGGUGGCAGGUACCAAAUCGGGGAUCAAAACUGCUUUCCCCUGCCCAAAAUGCAAAGUUCCAAAUGAAAAGCUCGGUGACAUGACUUACCCUAUGAAAUAUCGAACGGAGAUUGAGCAGCAGAAGCUCGUCCGUGAAAUGCAGCUAGCCCCAACCAAAAAAGCAAUGGAAGAAUUGGAGGUCAAGCACAGCACUCAUUUUGUCAAGAGCGCACUGUGGGGAUUUCGAUUUGGUGAGACAAGCUUCGGCAACCCAUAUAGGCAACUGAUGGUGGACAUCAUGCACAUGUCCUCUUUGGGGGUCUACAAGCACAUUGUAGAUAGCUUGAAGCAGCAGCUAUCAAACGAGGCUCUUAGACAACUAGACAGGGCACUAUCUACCGUCACCCAGUACAGCCGCCAAUCCUUCUUCCGUCUUCCCGCGCAUACUGACGGAUACUUCAGUGGCAACGCCACGUUCUAUGCCUUCCAGCACCAGGCUGUUAUGCAGGUGCUGCCCAUUCUGAUGUCAACCGUCAAGGACAUGAACCCAGAGUGGUUGAGGACCGUGGAGCUGUUUUGUUUGUGGCAUACCCUCGCUUGGCAUCGCGCCUAUCACACUGAGAAGUCACUGAAGAAUCUGCAAGAGAUGGCUCGUGUGAGGCGCUGUCCAUGGCAACGACCCUUUCAGUACAUGUCGUUGACGAGCAGGUUCGCCACGUCAACGUCGAG